ACCGCCAGCGUCCCACAAUCCUCUGCUCUCGGGUCCUCUUUCCUCGCUCAAGAUGGCGCUGCUCGCGAUACCUUCUUGGGGCUGGGCAGCUGCGGCGGCUGCUUUCGAAAAGCGUCGCCACGCCGUGAUACAGAUCCGGCCCCUAGUCUCUGUCUGGGGCCCAGGUCCGCAAUGGAGGUCACGUCAGCUCGGCGGCUCGGGAACUGCUGGAAUCUCCCAGAUCUCAGAGUCAUUAAGACAUACCACAUGGCAGAGACUAGGAAAAGGCAAUUCAAGACAGUUAUUAGAUGCUACAAGGGUUCUUCAGGUAUGGCCACUGAUAGAAAAGAGGACAUGUUGGCAUGGUCACGCAGGAGGAGGACUCCACACAGACCCGAAAGAAGGGUUAAAAGAUGUUGAUACUCAGAAAAUCAUAAAAGCAAUGCUCUCUUAUGUGUGGCCCAGAGACAGGCCAGAUCUACGAGCUAGGGUUGCCAUUUCCUUGGGAUUUUUGGGUGGAGCAAAGGCUAUGAAUAUUGUGGUUCCCUUCAUGUUUAAAUAUGCUGUAGACAGCCUCAACCAGAUGUCGGGAAACAUGCUGAACCUGAGUGAUGCACCAAAUACAGUUGCAACCAUGGCAACGGCAGUUCUCAUUGGCUAUGGUGUAUCAAGAGCUGGAGCUGCCUUUUUUAAUGAAGUUCGAAAUGCAGUAUUUGGCAAGGUAGCACAAAAUUCAAUCCGAAGAAUAGCCAAAAAUGUCUUUCUCCAUCUUCACAACCUGGAUCUCGCUUUCCACCUGAACAGACAGACAGGAGCUUUGUCAAAGGCUAUUGACAGAGGGACAAGGGGUAUCAGUUUUGUCCUGAGUGCUUUAGUGUUUAAUCUUCUUCCCAUCAUGUUUGAGGUGACCCUUGUCAGUGGUGUUUUGUAUUAUAGAUGUGGUGCCCAGUUUGCACUGGUGACCCUUGGGACACUUGGUGCAUACACAGCAUUCACAGUUGCUGUCACACGGUGGAGAACUAGAUUUAGAAUAGAGAUGAACAAAGCAGAUAAUGAUGCAGGUAACGCUGCCAUAGACUCGCUGCUGAAUUAUGAAACUGUGAAGUAUUUUAAUAAUGAAAAUUAUGAAGCACAAAGAUAUGAUGGAUUUUUGAAGACAUAUGAGACUGCUUCAUUGAAAAGUACCUCUACUCUGGCUAUGCUGAACUUUGGUCAAAGUGCUAUUUUCAGUGUUGGUUUAACAGCCAUAAUGGUGCUCGCCAGUCAGGGAAUUGUGGCAGGUACCCUUACUGUUGGAGAUUUAGUAAUGGUGAAUGGACUGCUUUUUCAGCUUUCAUUGCCCCUUAACUUUCUGGGAACUGUAUACAGAGAAACUAGACAAGCACUUAUAGAUAUGAACACCUUGUUUACUCUACUCAAGGUAGACACCCGAAUUAAAGACAAAGCGAUGGCAUCUCCCCUUCAGAUCACACCACAGACAGCUACGGUGGCCUUUGAUAAUGUGCAUUUUGAAUACAUUGAAGGACAGAAAGUCCUUAGUGGAAUAUCUUUUGAAGUUCCUGCAGGAAAGAAAGUGGCCAUUGUAGGAGGUAGUGGGUCAGGGAAAAGCACAAUAGUGAGGCUGUUGUUUCGCUUCUAUGAGCCUCAAAAGGGUAACAUUUACCUUGCUGGUCAAAAUAUACAAGAUGUGAGCCUGGAAAGCCUUCGGAGGGCAGUGGGAGUGGUACCUCAGGAUGCUGUCCUCUUCCAUAAUACCAUUUACUACAACCUCUUAUAUGGAAACAUCAAUGCUUCACCAGAGGAAGUGUAUGCAGUGGCAAAAUUAGCUGGACUACAUGAUGCAAUUCUUCGAAUGCCACAUGGAUAUGAUACCCAAGUAGGGGAACGAGGACUCAAGCUUUCAGGAGGAGAAAAGCAAAGAGUAGCAAUUGCAAGAGCCAUUUUGAAGGACCCCCCAGUCAUUCUCUAUGAUGAAGCUACUUCAUCAUUAGAUUCAAUUACUGAAGAGACUAUUCUUGGUGCCAUGAGGGAUGCGGUCAAACACAGAACUUCUGUUUUCAUUGCACACAGAUUGUCAACAGUUGUUGAUGCAGAUGAGAUCAUUGUCUUGGACCAGGGUAAGGUGGCUGAACGUGGUACCCACCAUGGUUUGCUUGCUAACCCAGGCAGUAUCUAUUCAGAAAUGUGGCAUACACAGAGCAGCCAUGUGCAGAACCAUGGUAAUCCCAAAUGGGAUGCAAAGAAAGAAAAUGUGUCCAAAGAGGAAGAAAGGAUGAAACUACAAGAAGAAAUUGUCAACAGUGUGAAAGGCUGUGGAAACUGUUCCUGCUAAGUCACAUGAAACCUUUUCUUUUCUUUUCUUCUCUUUUUUCUUUUUUCUUCUCUUUUCUUUUCUUUUUUCUCCCUCCCUCCCUCCCUCCCUCCCUUCCUUUCUCUCCUCUUUCUUCCUUCCUCCCUUCUUCCUUUCUUUUUUUCCCUUGACUACACAUUUGCACUAAAGCAGAAUUGUUUUAUUAAAAAAAAUCAUACAUUCCCA
This is a messenger RNA of Orcinus orca (killer whale), 2515 nucleotides long. It is a transcript of the gene ABCB7, whose product is annotated as ATP binding cassette subfamily B member 7. Gene Ontology annotation, cellular component: mitochondrial inner membrane. Bases 53 to 2311 code for a protein of 752 amino acids. NCBI's taxonomy places the organism in Eukaryota, Metazoa, Chordata, Mammalia, Artiodactyla, Delphinidae. Gene Ontology annotation, molecular function: ATP hydrolysis activity; ATP binding; ABC-type transporter activity. The transcript has 16 exons. The record is from RefSeq and is a predicted model, not a curated record. Gene Ontology annotation, biological process: transmembrane transport; intracellular iron ion homeostasis.